This is a messenger RNA of Synchiropus splendidus (mandarinfish), 4524 nucleotides long. It is a transcript of the gene ppm1bb, whose product is annotated as protein phosphatase, Mg2+/Mn2+ dependent, 1Bb. The transcript has 6 exons. Gene Ontology annotation, biological process: positive regulation of canonical NF-kappaB signal transduction; positive regulation of canonical Wnt signaling pathway; protein dephosphorylation. Gene Ontology annotation, molecular function: manganese ion binding; magnesium ion binding; protein serine/threonine phosphatase activity. The record is from RefSeq and is a predicted model, not a curated record. Gene Ontology annotation, cellular component: nucleus; cytosol. Lineage: Eukaryota; Metazoa; Chordata; Actinopteri; Syngnathiformes; Callionymidae. The coding region runs from base 372 to 1811 and encodes 479 amino acids.
CUUGUUCAGCACCCAAAGUGGAAGGAAAGCUCUGGCCUUUCAAUGGACGAAAGUGCUAGAUUUGUCUCUGUUGUAUAAUAAUUUACCCAGCUCUCCGUGUUCGGAACAAUCGGAAUUGUCUGUAUUUAAUGUGAGAGACAGAUUUGGCGUCAAUCAUGCUUCAAAAUCAACGCAGUCCAAGCAGGGAACCACCGAGGAAGGACUUAUCGCCGCUCAUCUGAGGCCAAUCUCGAAAAACGACAACUUAGCCAGCUAGCCACCGUUAGCUUCGUAGGUAGCCAGGACAUCUAUUCACGUCGAGACCAAGUCCAACAGGUAUCCAAGAUUGGACAUCUACACACGCCUAACAGCAGGAAAACCUAUAGGCAGCAAUGGGUGCAUUCCUGGACAAGCCGAAGACUGAGAAGCACAGUGCCCAUGGGGAGGGCAAUGGGCUGCGCUAUGGCCUGAGCUCCAUGCAGGGUUGGAGGGUGGAGAUGGAGGAUGCCCACACAGCGGUGGUGGGCCUGCCCCAUGGACUCACCGACUGGUCCUUCUUUGCUGUCUACGAUGGCCAUGCUGGCUCCCGAGUUGCCAACUACUGUUCCGGCCACCUGCUGGAACACAUCUUAUCAGGAGGUGCAGAGUUUGGGUCAGGACCCAGCUCUGUAGAGGGAGUGAAGGAUGGCAUCCGCUCCGGCUUCCUGAACAUUGACGAGUACAUGCGGAGCUUUUCCGACCUGCGGCAGGGCCUGGACCGCAGCGGCUCCACAGCAGUGUGUGUUUUGCUUAGCCCAACUCACCUCUACUUCAUUAACUGCGGCGACUCCAGGGCGGUACUGAGUCGUGACAGCCAGGUGGGAUUCUCAACACAGGACCACAAGCCCUGCAACCCUCGUGAAAAGGAGCGCAUCCAGAAUGCUGGAGGUUCAGUAAUGAUCCAGAGGGUAAAUGGAUCCCUCGCCGUGUCUCGGGCCUUGGGGGACUAUGACUACAAAUGUGUGGAUGGUAAGGGUCCCACGGAGCAGUUGGUGAGCCCCGAGCCGGAGGUGUGCGUAUUGGAGCGGUCACCGGAAGGUGACGAGUUUGUGGUGCUGGCAUGUGAUGGAAUCUGGGACGUCAUGUCCAACGAGGACCUUUGUGAGUUUGUGCGCUCACGACUCCUGGUGUGCGAUGAUCUGGAGAAGGUCUGUAACGCAGUGGUGGACACUUGUCUGCACAAGGGGAGCAGAGACAACAUGAGUGUGGUCUUGGUGUGUUUACCCGGAGCUCCCAAAAUCUCAGAGGAGGCUAUGAAGAAAGAGGAAGAGUUGGAUAAAUACCUGGAAAAUCGUGUUGAAGAGCUUUUGGGAAAUUGUGGGGAAGCUGGAGUCCCAGAUCUGGUGUCAGUCCUUAGGAGCAUCGCCACAGAGAACAUCCCCAACCUUCCACCUGGUGGAGGCCUGGCCAGCAAACGGAGUGUGAUCGAGGCUGUAUACAACAAGCUAAAUCCUCACAGAGAAGAAGAAGGGGCCUGCGCAGGGGGAGAGGAGGAGAGUGAGGAGGGAGGUGGCAGCACGGCAGCUCAUCUGCUGGAGGCACUUCGGCAGUUCCGCCUGCACCACCGUGGGCAGUAUCGUGCGGUUCUAGAGGAGUCCCUGGCUGCCUACCAGCUCCCGGGGGAAAGCGUUCUGGAGGGAGUCGGGAAGAGGACCUCGAGCACCGAUGACGACGGCCAGGACCGGCCCGCCUCUCCUCCCUCACCCCCUUCUCCCCCUCCCUCACCUGUUGCUGCUGAUUCGGAGGCCUGCCGAGAUGCGCCCGCUCCCGACUCCGAUCCCUCCUCCAACUGAGUAACCUUCCUGCAUACCCACUCACCCCGCCAACCGUUUGAUCCUGCCUUGGCGCAUAUGUGCUCCCCUCUUCCUCCUCCUCCACUUUCCUUCUACCCAGGACUUGAACAGACACUCUGGCAUCUUUUCAUCUGUCAGCUACAAGUGGAGCGAUUAACUCACAAAUGCCACUUUGCUCUGUUCAAGUUCUGACUCAGAGCCACGUCAGCACCUUACACCUCAUGAAGACUGUAUCCUCCACCCCUGCCUGCUGAGCAGCUCGGCUUGGAUCCCUCUACCUGCCAGGCUGUCUUACGGCUUAACCGCGCAAACCAAUAUUCACUAAACCUUCAAUUGUAACCAUUUUAAGUGGCUGGUAAAACAAAGACCUGCACAUCAAGUUCUUGAAAAUACCAGAACUGGCUUCUUACCGACCUUCCUCAAGUCCACAUCUGCUUACAAAGGACAGACUGUGGAGACCCUCUGAGCUUCUUCAUAUCAGCCUCAUCUACUGUACAGACUCACAUCACUCUCUUUUUGUUGUGUGUCUGUGUGAAUGUUGAUGUUGGUCUGCAUGAGUGCUGAGCUCAGCCUUCAAUGCUGUAACGUGUGUUUGAGAAGGGGCUUAUCAUCUGAGCAUAUCUCACAUUCAGGUUGAGUCUUGGCGGGCUGCAAAACAAGGCCAUAAACGCUCCACCAUUAUUCAUAUCUUUUUGUACAUCAUGAAGUUUAGGAUUAAAAAAUCAGUUCAUGCACCGUGGUGCAUUCACAUAUAUUAUAAAUCCAAAUCUUUUUCAACUGUUCGUUGAUCGUUGCAUCGUGUCAACUGACAAAGCAACUUGUAAGAAAUGAGUCUGAUCAAGCACUGCUUUUUUAAAGCAACAGUAAAGUGUAUUAGCUAGUCCUAGUGAGUUUACACUUUCUUUGCUUCAUCCAUCACCGUCUGGGGAAGUUAGGAAAACAUUCUACAUCUGUCCAUCUGAGACAAAAAAAGAUUUUCAGAAAUAAACACAAGCACUGGUCAAAUGACUGGAGGAGAGAGCACUUACAUGUUUGAUACGAUAAUGUUAUUCCAAUCACAGUUGCAGCUCACAUCAGCUACUGUUGCCAUAAAUGCUUUCAUAUAAGGAGUGUCAGUAAAAACUGUUUACAUUAAAGACAGCGCCUGCAUCCCUGUUGUCUCACUCUCACCUGUGCAUACUCUUCAUAUUACACAGAUGCGGGCUGCUAACGUAUGUUCUGGUGUCUACAAGCUACACUGCGUAAGACGUUGAUAUAGACUUUGACCUGUUAUUUCAGUAUUCUAAUGUCUAAAAUGAACACCAUUUCAGAUAUAUAAAUGCUGUGAUGUUUGAGGGCUAAAUAAUAAUAAUGAUGUACGUUUGAAGAAUAAAUUCAUAACCUAGUUGUGAUUAUAAUAACAAACCAUGUUUUUGGUCUCAGCCUUGGUCGUGUAUGGCAACAAUUGACACUAUGUUUUGCCUAUGCAUGCUCUUGGACUUUACAAUCAAUGGCAUUCAACUGAGGGCAAGGUCCUGCUUAACACUGCCUGUGUGUGUCUGUGUGUGUUUAUCAAUGUGUGUGCGAGGGUGUUUGACCACUAGGUAUCAGAAUCCUGGCAAUAAGUGCGUUAUUUAAAGUGUGACGAUUCAUUCUUAUACCAAAUAGAAAUAAAAAUAUGUUUGUGAAAUCUCUAUAUAUCUUGAUGUUGUGCUAAAUUACAUUUGGCUUGUGGGCAUCACCCAGCUUUUAAUCUUAUUUGUGGUCCCUGACCUCAUUUCAUUAAGUCUUUUUCUUCAAGUUAUUGAUGGGAAAAGGCACCGUCAGCGCAACAGGUCAAAUAAUGCACCGCAACAGUGGUAGCUCUUAAAAUGGUCAACAAUAUGAAUGAAAUUUGUUUUCUGGCAUAACCUGUAAAUAUAAAGAAUCCCCCUGAGCAGUCCUUGUUUUGGAGAUAUAAAACAGAAUCAUUAUCGAUCUCUUGCCUUUUUGCGAGAUGAAAAACCUGAUCCCAAGAAAUUCAGGGAAGCAGCUCUCUUGUGCUUCCUCACUCACAGAGAGAAAAAGAUGCUGCCCAAAGAUAUGAAUUAGAACCACUUCUGUCCUUGAUAUUUCUUUUGUUGUGACCUGUAGUUGGUACACGUAGUUUAGAUGCUAAUAGAGAUAUUUUGCUGCAACUAUCACACAAUGGCGCAAUAUGCACUAUUAAUCCCGUAUAACUUGUUAUACAAAUGGGUCCACAUGAGGGCGACCUUAAAAUCGCAGUCAUCUCGCGUAGUUUCGGACAGUUUGAGCACAGGAAAGACAAAGAGAAGUUUGGGAAUGAAACCUAAUUUGUGAAGUGUACACCAGUCAGCUGUAAUUGUGACACAGCUGGAGCUCUUGUGGUGUUUGCAGGAUGUUUGCACUGGUUUUUAAGAUGGGAAAGUUAAGUAAAACAAAGUCUUCGACAAGACAAGUGUCCUUCGGGGCCAGCGUCUUCAUGUAUUUGUGAGGAUUGGUGGAUCGGUACAAACUUCCAGCUGUCACUUCUCCAGUCCAGGUCCUGACCAUAGUGGCAGAGAUUAUUUCUCAGUCAAACCUCUGGUCUCACUUGGAAGAAAUGUUUCCUUUGUUGUUUUGGCUUUUGAAAGUUCCAUGUACCAGUUUUCCCAUUUGUCCUGUGGAUUUAGAUGCCUUGUCUAAAAAGACAACAAAACUAAUGCUCACAUCUCCCGACUUCUCUCUUUUUUCC